GUAGCAUCGCGGCGCUGGGCAUCACCGGCUCUAGUUUAGCAUCACCGGGCUCUUGCUGAACAACAACAGGGCAUCACUGGGCUCUUCAUCCCACUUGUACAUUGUCUGUUAUUCAGUAGGGCAUCUUCAGCGAUCACAUCAGGGGUAUUUUCGGGGCACACAACUUGGAAUCUCUGCUGGGAACUACCUGAGCUGCGCCGAACAGUGAUCAGAGAGCGCAUGGCACUAACUGUGCACCACUAGCAUCAUCACCUGGCAUCAAUAGGAACUACCUACCUGGGCAUUGUCACUGAGCAUUGAUGGGCAUCCCCACUUGCCACCUUUAUUGGCAUAAAAGAUCGGUGCUAGUUACUAAAAACAAAGCUUUCCCUGGCAUCACAGAGCACUAUUCAGCACUCUUGGGGUAUUGCUGCCCCCUCACAGGCUUAGCUGUGUAUCCCCUCUGGGCAUAUAUUGUUCAUUGCUGUAUAUUUCUUACCGAGGUGAUACCCUGGCAUCACUAAAACAUCCUCACUAAGACCUGGCAGUCUGAAUAAUCUCACCAGACACUGCUCAAGCAACCCUAUUUGGCACUAUUCUUAUCAGGGCACCCUCAGCAGACAUAGCACAGGAUCGCCUGGCAUAGCAUGGUGUAACUGGGAUAUCCUAGCCGGGCAUCACUGAGGAUUAACUCCUGGAUUCUCCGGAAUUAACUCUGUAAAACGUGGGGCAAAACAUCUGGAGCUGGAAAGAGGUCUGAUGCCCUGAACACACAAAGACUGGGGAGGCAGUAUAGAGACAUAUAAAACAAAUAUUUAGAUUACAUUAGAAUAUAAUAGAGAGAGGAGAGAGCUUGUGACAGAAAAUUUAGAGUGCUAAUAGCCUAAAGACUAGCAGGGAAAGAGAUAAAAUAACCUAUCAUUUGCCAGACAGAGAAAGUGACAGAGGGACAGGUAAGAAAAUAACAGACAGCUGAGUAAGAGAGAUAUAGAUAAGGUAGGUAUAGACAGGGUAGAGGAAAGGUAGGUGGGGGGUUACAUAUAAGAGACACAGGUGACUGGGAACACUAAAAAAGAAACAGACUAAAUACAUGUGAGGAGGUUGUUGCAGGUAAUAGGAAUUAACGUGUAAGAAAGGCUGGUGUGUAAAAAUUAGGGAUAUUGGUGAAUGGGUUAAAAGGGUUAGUUGUAUAAGAUAGAGUUAAUACAUUGGUAUAGCUGAGGAAGGUUACAUAUAGGUGAAACUGGUUACCUAUAGGGGUAGGUGAGAGUUACAUGCAGGUGGGGUACAGGUAAGGUGGGCUCUCUAUCAUUCAGGUGAGUUACACAGCUGCUCUCAUCUUUGUGAUUGGAGGUUACACAUCAGAGUUAAUAUAGAGGUGUUUCUAUUCAUGUGAUUUGGAGCUACACAUAGGGAUACAGGCACGGAGGAGUUACAUAAGGUCAGAUGGUUACACAUAAGAUGUAAAAUGUAAAAUGAUUAUAUACAGGGGAAAUUGGUUACAUACAAUAUUUAUAUUUGGUUGUUGUUACAUACAUUUGAGGGGACUUACAUACAGGCGGUAAACAGAUAUCCAUAACAUAUGUGGUAUGGGUUGGUUACCUAUAGAUGAGUUUGGGUACAUAUAGAAGAUAUAGGUGUAGUGGGUUCCAUAUAGGUGAGGGAGAUUACAUAUGUGUGAUUAGGGGUUAACUGUAAAUGAUACAGGUGUGGGAAGCUACCUAUAUAAUUGAAGAUUACAUAUAAAAGAUACUAGCAAGGAGAGUUACAAACACAUAAUACAAGGGAAGAGGGAUACAUAAAGGUUACUGGUUUAUACAGUAAAAAAAAGAUAUAGUAUAACAGGAGGUAGAUGAAAGAUUGGUGCCAAAAGUGGUUGAGCAGAGUGUGGGGCAUAGGUGGUAGAAACAAAAAGGGGAACUCUUGAGUGAGAAGGUGAAGUGUACUGCAUUCAGGGUGAACACCAACUGCAUCUUAGGAGAAAGUGUUGAAAAAAAUUCUAACUGUGAGGAAUCAGAGGGGCAGAUUUUGUUGGCAAUGCAAUAAAUAUUAAAUAUGGUAGGUGAAAGAGAUAGGAAAUGAAUAUUCAACCUGGCAGAAUUACAGUGGGUUUAUGAUAUGGCAGAGUAUUAUAUAAGAACGUUUGUCUAAGGUAAGGUUUUUUUUAUUGUGAGGCAGCCACUGUCUAUUGGGUAAGAUAUUAAUGACAUUAACUCUAGCAGGGAAAAUGAGAGAUCAUCUAUAUUAAUUAGGAAAGUGAUAGAUUUCACCUUCUAUGGUGGAGUAAAGUAGAAAACAAAUACUGUAUGUUGGGGGCGGAUACAGUAAGCAGGACAGUAUUAGGGGCAUGCCAUUAGGUAAACAGACUGUAGUUGGGAGACUUAUACUUUGGAUUUAUUUUUGCAGGAGGUGAUCUGAGGUAUUUGCUGUAGGUGAGUGAAUGUGGAGCAGUAAUUUUAGUUAAUUUUGUCGGGAUGUAUAGGGGAAGCUUCUGUAGGAAAGAAUUUGAGGGAGUACAUUUAUUGUAGGUGGUAAAUAGGAGUCACUGUAGGUGGGAAAUACUGUAGAUUUAAAUUUAAGGAUAGUAAGGGUAUAUGAGAGCGUAAAGGAAGCAGAUACAGUAGAUGCAAGGAUUAAAGGACAGUUGCUGCUGUUGAGAGAAAGCAGAAGGCAGUCUCUGUAGGUGGCAAAGCCAGGGGCAUUUAUUGUAGGAGGCUGAGCAAGGAGGGCUUACUGCCCAGUCCGGAUGGGAAUUUGGAAGGCACCUGGAGUGUCUGGAGGCUGCUGGAGAUCCCAGACUGGAGACUUUAUGACCAAAGAGCUUCCUGGGCACAACCGUGAGUUGUGAUCAACCUGACCUUGGACCUGAGGCCAGAGUAUGGCCGGGGAUGAAAGAAAACCCCAGGAAGAAGAAUCAGCCAAAGACACAGGGCUAGAUGUGGAGGGACUUCCUUACCCCACCCUGGCACCAGUGGUCUUCUUCUACCUGGACCAAGAGAGCAGACCCAGGAGCUGGUGCCUGAAAAUGGUCUGUAACCCCUGGUUUGAGCGCUUCAGCAUGCUGGUAAUCCUCCUAAACUGUGUGACUCUUGGAAUGUUCCAUCCCUGUGAAGAUAUUGCCUGUGACUCCCAGCGCUGCAAAAUCCUGCAGGGUUUUGAUGAUUUCAUUUUUGCGUUUUUUGCUGUGGAAAUGAUUAUCAAGAUGUUUGCUUUAGGAAUUUUUGGAAAGAAAUGCUAUUUGGGAGACACCUGGAACCGUUUAGAUUUUUUUAUUGUCGUUGCAGGGAUGCUAGAAUAUUCUCUGGAUCUACAGAAUGUCAGUCUCUCAGCAGUACGGACGGUCAGAGUCCUGCGCCCAUUGCGAGCCAUUAAUAGAGUUCCAAGUAUGCGCAUCUUAGUGACGCUGCUCCUCGACACUUUGCCAAUGCUGGGAAAUGUCCUUCUUCUCUGCUUUUUUGUCUUCUUUAUCUUUGGAAUUGUCGGUGUCCAGCUUUGGUCGGGACUACUGAGAAAUCGCUGCUUCCUUCCCCAAAACUUCAGCCUGCCUCCUUCCUUAGAACUGGAACAAUAUUAUCAGACGGAGAACGAAGAUGAGAAUCCUUUCAUCUGUUCCCAGGCCAGAGAAAAUGGUAUGCGGUACUGCCGGAGUGUGCCGGCUCGGAGAGAAGAUGGACUUGAAUGCACGUUGGAUAGUUACUUUUAUAAUAGCACUAGCAAUACUUCCUGUGUUAACUGGAACCAGUAUUAUACAAACUGCUCUGCAGGGGAACAUAACCCAUUUAAAGGUGCCAUCAAUUUCGAUAACAUUGGUUACGCUUGGAUCGCAAUAUUUCAGGUGAUCACUCUGGAAGGAUGGGUAGAUAUCAUGUACUUUGUGAUGGACGCACAUUCGUUCUACAACUUUAUCUAUUUUAUACUUUUAAUUAUAAUUGGAUCCUUUUUCAUGAUUAAUCUUUGUCUAGUGGUCAUAGCGACCCAAUUUUCUGAAACCAAACAACGGGAGAGUCAACUGAUGAAAGAACAGAGGGUUCGUUUUCUCUCCAAUGCCAGCACGUUGGCCAGUUUCUCUGAGCCUGGCAGCUGCUAUGAUGAACUCUUGAAAUAUUUGGUUUAUGUGACUCGAAAGGCAAGUAGACGGUGUGUCCAACUGUACAGGGCUGCAAUCUUCAGAGCUGGACUGACAUCCAGCCUGGUGGUGAAGAGCAGCACAGAGAAGCCUAACAGGAAGCAACGGAGGAGACGGUCGUCUAUACAUCAUCUAAUCCAUCACCAUCAUCAUCAUCAUCACCAUUAUCACCUAGGCAAUGGAAGCCUAAGUGCGCCCCAGGCCAGUCCCGAGCUCAGCGAAGUUGAAAUGAGCUCUCCUCACAAUGUUGCUACUCUAAUGCUGCCAAUUUCAGCUGUCCAGACAUCUCCCGUAGCUUCAGCCACAAGAACACAGUCCAUUCAUAGCAUAUACCAUGCUGACUGCCACCUUGAGCCAGUGCAUUGUGUUUCUGCUGUUGCCCAGCCAGGCAAUGCCCUCACAAACACAGAAGUACUUCACAAGAAUGUUGCUGGAAAUAAAAAUUACCCAACAGUCCAUCCCAGCACGUCACCUGAGAUACAGAGAGAAAUUGAACAGGAAGUUAUUGUACAAAAUCCUGGGAUAACAAGUGAUUUCAGUAUCCAGCCUCCACCACAUUAUAGCUCCAUGAACAAGCUGCUGGAGACGCAGAGCAUAGGUGUCUGCAGGGGAUCAUGCAAAUAUUCACCCCAAACCGCACCUUCCGAGACUGGACUGUGUGAGACCGAGAAAUGUUCUCAUUGCAAAGAGCCUGAGAUUGUUGAGAAUGAGACGGCUGACUCAGACAGUGAUGGAGGAUAUGAUUUUACCCAUAACAGCGAACAGAAUGAGACCCAGAAACCAAAAGGGCGACCUAAGACUCUCAGUAAGCUGCUCGUACUCUGGAAGAUGGUUUGUGAGACGUUCAGGAAAAUCGUAGACAGCAAAUACUUUGGACGAGGCAUAAUGAUCGCAAUUCUAAUUAACACGCUCAGCAUGGGGAUUGAAUAUCACGAGCAGCCUGAAGAACUGACUAACGCUCUGGAGAUCAGCAAUAUCGUAUUUACCAGCCUCUUCGCUCUGGAAAUGAUCCUUAAACUCCUGGUUUAUGGUCCUUUUGGGUACAUUAAGAAUCCUUAUAAUAUCUUUGAUGGGAUCAUUGUGAUUAUCAGCGUGUGGGAGAUCAUCGGCCAGCAGGGAGGAGGUCUGUCUGUGCUCAGAACGUUCCGUCUCAUGCGGGUACUCAAGCUUGUGCGAUUCAUGCCAGCCCUGCAACGUCAGCUUGUGGUUCUGAUGAAAACGAUGGACAACGUGGCAACAUUCUGUAUGCUGCUGAUGCUCUUCAUAUUCAUCUUUAGUAUUCUAGGGAUGCAUCUUUUUGGCUGUAAAUUUGCCACUGAGAAAGAUGGAGACACACUGCCAGACAGAAAGAACUUUGAUUCCCUGCUGUGGGCCACAGUCACUGUGUUUCAGAUCCUAACCCAGGAAGACUGGAACAAGGUUCUGUAUAACGGAAUGGCAUCCACCUCUUCAUGGGCAGCUCUUUAUUUUAUUGCCCUGAUGACUUUUGGGAACUACGUUCUGUUUAACUUGUUAGUGGCCAUUCUUGUUGAAGGAUUCCAGACCGAGGAAGUGCCCAAGAGAGAAGAUAUGAGUGCGCGAUUAAGUUGUAUACAUCUGCCUGUGGACUCCCUUAUGGGGGAUGGAUCUCAGUCCGGUUCCUUAUCGCCUGCGGAUGAAUGUGCAAUGCAGAAUAGUCUUUCCAAUGCGUCGUUUACUCCAGUUCAUGGAUACCAAGAUAUGAAAUCCACUUUGCAUCCUCCACUCAUUAUUCAUACCGCUGCCACGCCCAUGCCAGUGCCAAAAAGUGCUCUCUUUGGAGAUAUUCCUCUGAUCUGUGAGUCACGGAGAGGGAGCAAUGUGUCAGGGGGACCUCACGCCAGUGAUAUCAAGUCUUUGUCCAGUGUUCGCAACUCCCCACACAGCUCCUGGGGUGCAGUCUGCAACUGGAAUAGCCGCAGGUCCAGCUGGAACAGUAUAGGGCGAGCUUCAAGCCUAAAAAGACACGUGGAAAGUGUGGAGCACAAGUCCUUACUGUCUGCAGAUGGGAAGGAGAGCUCAGAAGGAGAGACAUCUGAUGAGGAAGUAUCUAGUCGUACUGGCUCUUCUUGCAACAGGAUGGACCUUGCCGAAAAAAGAGACAUGUACGACAUGCAUGAUACAUUGCAUGUGCCUUAUGUGUUUGGAGUGCAAAAUAGACACAGCCUUCCAGGAGAAUACAAAGAUUGCAAUGGAAAAACAUCUCACUCCUCAGCCUUUCCUCAGCUCCACCUUGAAGACCCUAAACUUGAUUACAGCAAUAACAUUGAUGAUGAUGCUAAUAUGAGUAAGACAGAGAGAUUAAAAGCCUGGGUUUCUGCACACUUACCGGCAUGGUGCAAGGAAAGAGAAUCUUGGUCCCUCUUUCUAUUUCCACCCUAUUCCAAAUUCCGUCUGAUGUGCAAUAAAAUCAUAUCUCACCGGAUGUUUGAUCAUGUGGUUUUGUUUAUUAUUUUUUUAAACUGCAUAACCAUUGCCAUGGAGAGACCAAAAAUUGAUCCUCAUAGUGCUGAGAGAAUAUUCCUCACACUCUCUAACUACAUAUUUACAUUAAUAUUUUUGGCUGAAAUGACAAUAAAGGUGGUGGCUCUGAGUUUGUGCUUCGGUGGCAAAGCUUAUCUAAGAAGUAGCUGGAAUAUUCUAGAUGGGAUGCUUGUUUUAAUCUCGGCCAUUGAUAUCCUAGUUUCUAUGGUAUCAGAUAGUGGCACAAAAAUCCUUGGCAUGUUGAGAGUCUUAAGGCUUCUUCGAACAUUGAGACCUCUUCGGGUCAUCAGCCGUGCUCAGGGACUGAAACUUGUGGUUGAAACCCUCAUGUCUUCCUUAAAACCUAUCGGAAACAUUGUGGUUAUCUGCUGUGCCUUCUUCAUCAUAUUUGGAAUUCUUGGUGUCCAGCUUUUCAAAGGAAAGUUUUUUUAUUGCCUGGGGGAUGACACAAAGAAUAUUACUAACAAAUCAGAUUGCCUGGAAGCCAAAUAUAAAUGGGCAAGACACAAAUAUAAUUUUGAUAAUCUUGGACAGGCUCUUAUGUCUUUAUUCGUCUUGGCCUCAAAAGACGGAUGGGUGGACAUCAUGUAUGACGGAUUGGAUGCUGUUGGAGUUGAUCAACAGCCAGUGAUGAACUACAAUCCUUGGAUGCUUCUCUACUUCAUUUCAUUCCUGCUGAUCGUCGCCUUCUUUGUCCUGAACAUGUUUGUCGGAGUCGUGGUGGAGAAUUUUCAUAAGUGUCGGCAAAAUCAGGAGGAAGAAGAAGCAAAAAGACGGGAAGAGAAAAGACUACGCAGGAUGGAGAAAAAACGAAGGAGUAAGGAGAAGGAGAUGGCUGAGGCGCAGUGCAAACCGUACUACUCAGAUUAUUCCCACCCGAGGCUCUUCAUACAUCAAAUGUGCACCAGCCAUUACCUGGACUUAUUUAUUACAGGGGUCAUAGGACUCAAUGUUGUGACUAUGGCGAUGGAGCAUUAUCAACAGCCAAAGGUGUUGGAUGAAGCACUGAAGAUUUGCAAUUAUAUCUUCACCCUCAUUUUUGUGCUUGAAUCUGGCUGUAAGAUGAUUGCUUUUGGAUUCCGAAGAUUCUUUAAAGACAGGUGGAAUCAGCUGGAUCUGGCCAUUGUUUUGCUUAGCAUUAUGGGAAUUACAUUGGAAGAAAUUGAAGUCAAUGCGUCAUUACCCAUUAAUCCUACAAUAAUUCGGAUCAUGAGAGUUCUUAGGAUCGCUCGUGUUUUAAAGUUAUUGAAGAUGGCGGUAGGGAUGCGGGCCUUGUUGGAUACCGUUCUCCAAGCACUCCCUCAGGUGGGGAACCUCGGACUACUUUUUAUGUUGUUGUUUUUCAUUUUUGCUGCACUGGGGGUUGAGCUUUUUGGUGAUUUAGAGUGCAAUGACUCACACCCUUGCGAGGGACUGGGAAGACACGCAACAUUCAGGAACUUUGGGAUGGCCUUUUUGACUCUCUUUAGAGUAUCUACAGGAGACAACUGGAAUGGAAUAAUGAAGGACACCCUUCGUGACUGUAAUGAAGACUCCACUUGCUACAAUACAGUCAUCUCGCCCAUCUACUUUGUGUCCUUUGUGCUGACUGCGCAGUUUGUUCUGGUAAAUGUGGUGAUCGCCGUAUUAAUGAAGCAUUUGGAGGAGAGCAAUAAAGAAGCUAAGGAAGAGGCAGAAUUGGAGGCAGAGAUGGAACUUGAGUUUCAGAUUCAAAACAUGCAAGCCCCAGAAUGUGACCCCUUCAUCUGGGCUGGGAGAGAGCUUAGCUUCACUCAGGAGAGCUCAUAUGGGUACAUGAAUUCUGUGCAAGACAAGGGGGGCUCUCAGAUGUCUUUGGUCCAUCCCAUGGAAAGACACAUGUUUGAUACCAUCUCACUACUGAUCCAGGGAUCCAUGGACGGGGAAAUGAGGUUAAUGGACAAUCUGUCUGGUUCUGUGUGUCAUCAUUAUGCCCUGCCACCAUCUAACAAGUGCUCAUCAGAGAAACAGAUACCGUUGGCUGAGAUGGAAGGUCUGUCCUUAACGUCUGAUAUUAUGUCAGAAAAAUCCUGGUCCUUGGCUAUGACGGAUGACUCUUUGCCUGAUGUCAACAACCCCCUUGCGUACAUUGUUCCUGAAACAAAUACCCGACAUUCUCAGGGAAAAGUAUCUGAGACAUUUGAAGAACGUAAUAAUUUGCUUUGUGUAAAAAAACCUUCGGUGUGUCGGACACACUCUCUGCCAAAUGACAGUUACAUGCUGCGGACGGCGGACUCAUGUGCGGACUGCAGGACACAGAGGAACUCCAGCUGCCAGGAAGCAGGUUCCAGGACUUCUGUGCAGUCUCAACCGAGUGACAUUACUUCCCUUUUACAAGUGCCACAAAGUGUAACUCAACUUACAAGACCAGAAACUAAGUUAAGCUCUGACAUACCCAAGCUCCCAGCUCCACUGCGGUCACCAUCUGCACAUAGAAUGUUGCGGAGACAGGAGGCAAUCAGAAAUGACUCUUUUGAAAUGUCCUUCGAUGGCAAGGAAGAUGAACAGGAUAGUGUCACAGAGAAGCCCAUCAUAAACAUACCAGUCUGCCAAGUUUCUGUACCUGUCAAUAAGCAACAGGAACACGAGAACAUGCCCUGUAAGCUGGAGCAACCUAUUGUUCACACUCAACAUGUUCAUGAGAAGUGCAAUAUUUUUAUGUGCUCAGAUGUUCCUCAAACACAUGUAAAGCCUCUCAGUGAUAAACCAACUGUACCACAUGGGCAUGAUUUGAUAAACAUGCCAUUCUGCCAAAAGCAUUUUGACCCAAGAACAUGUAAAGCUUUGAGUGUGUAUUCUGCUGCAUACACAUUACGCCAGAAGCUAAAACUGGGAAAUAGCAGCAAUGUUGUUUUACAGGACAUGAAAAAAUUCUACAGUGUAGAUACUCAUGGUGUUCUUAAAAAGACGACUUCUUGGUUGGAUGAUCCCAGAAGACAUUCUAUAGAAAUUGGUUCUAUGGAAAAUGCUAUUCAUCAUCAUCCUGCUUCACGUUCCUGUGGAUUUAUUAGUCAGAUAUUUAAUGAAAGUGAUGAUUUGCAAGUGAUGCAGAGGACUGAAGGACACAGCCCUGUAUGUACAUGCAAAAAAAUCCAAGAACAAGAACUUUUUCCCGCUGGAGAAACCUCAGGAUCCCCAUACUCAAAUUCUGAUACCUUAAGAAGACAGUCCUAUUCUUUGGAUUCUAAGGAACUCCCCAAUAUUGUCAACACUUUCAUUCCGGACAGGUCACCCUCACCGUUGACCAAUUUAAUAACUGUUGACAAAUUUUCUAUUGACACAAUUGAAUUAAAACACUGACUUAUGCGUGGGUGCCAAAUCUUACAAUAAAGAAAUGAGCUGUUUAUUUGGGGUAAAAUAUUAAAGGAAAAACUUUUAACCUGGCAGCUCUUGGAGAAUACUUGAACAUUGUUCUCAGACAAUAGCAAUACAAUUUUCCAAAAUGAUUUUCAUUUUUGUUUAGUUAGAGAUUACAAGAGAACUCAAUAUGUACAAUAUUUUUAUUAAAUAAAUUUAUUGGCAUAUCUGUUUUUUGGUGAGUUCUGAAAUUAUUAUGGAACCUAUAUUUUUGUAGCUUAUAGAUCGGGCUGCAUUAGAAGGUAAUAAACAAUGAAUAUUGGCUAAUUUUAGUCCCAGAAAUUACAAUUAUUAUCAAAUUAAAGUUUGAUAAAUUAUAUAUAAAUAAUUUAACACCCAAAUGUUGCUUCUAAUGCUUCAUGUGUGGGGCCUAAUGCAAUUAUCUAGAGGUGCAAAUACAUCAAAAAUACAUUGUACACAGUGGGUGGAGUUUAGGAGGUUCCUGGAUUCACUUUGGAAACUGGGACAUUUAUUGGAAAGGGAAAACUACAUGAUGGACAUUGAAACACAGCUGUCGAAGUGUGACAAUCCAGGAAUAUCUGAGAUGGUUUCGAGCUCUACAGCAGCCGUUAUUACUAACAUCAAUACUGAUUGCUAAUGUGUUCAUAAAAAUUGGUGAUAAAUAACAAAUAUUCAUGGGACCCUGGUACCAUUUUAUAAAAUGUAAAGGUACAUUAAAGUUAUGUGUUUCUUAGAAGGCAGCAGGGUUUACACAAUGUAUAACCACUGCUAUUCCUGCUCUUAGUGAUUGGCAACUGGCUGUCAUUACAAAAAAAGUGUGGAUGCCUCUUGCUCUAGAGGUUCCAACAAAAUUAUAACAGGUACACACCACCAUUAGAUAUUUUGUUUGGAUUGCACAUUUGUUCCUCAUUCAGACAUCAGUAUCCAUUAUAUUUGCCCAUUAACAAGUGAAUAUAGCUAACUAAGACCAUGUUUGCAGCUGCCAUUAAUAAUAUAUCGUCUGUUGUAAAGUGUUAGUUUUUCCUGUUUGACACUUAGGGCCUGAUAUUCAAAACUUUGCCGGCAUGGAAGGAAAUCACAUAAAAUAUUUGGGAUUAUUUUUAGACCUUGUAUUGUAAUGUAUGAGUCUCUGUUUCACAUAUAGAAAACUACAAAGUAACAUAAACAUUUCUCAAGAUAAAAUUUGUGUUUCUACAUUUUUUUUAUGAGCCUCACUGUAUCGACUUAGAAUAUCUCACCUGAGCAGCGAGGUUUUGAAUAUCAGGCCCUAAAUAUCCUUCACCAGUUUACGCUGAUUUUCUCGCAUUGUGCUUCCUUAAUCUUGUCCACGGCUUACAAUCUGCAUCUAUUGAAAUCAGUGGUAAGCACUAAAGGAGAAUUAGUACCACAUUUACAUUAUACAAAGUAUCGUUUAACCCCUGAUGAACCUUGAUCAAAACUUACUGCUAACAAGAGGAGAUGUUAAGGCAUAAAGAACAGGUAAAAUAGUGUGACAGUAUACCCACAACCAAAUCCCUGUGUACAGCUAAGGAAAAGAUUGUUUGCAUGGGUAAAAUGAAACUAUCCUGAGAAGUUUUAAACAAUUUGAAGUCCAUUUGUAUAUAGGUAUGAUGGGUAUACUGAGCAUGAUUAUAUUUCAUUAACUUUUUAUAUUUUUUUGAAGUAUUUUUUUUAAAAAAAAUCCAUUUUUAUUUGGUGAGGUUUUCAUCUAAAAACAAUAUAAACAGUGCAGGAAAUCAUAUACCGUAGAACAGGUAUGGCCAACUGGAGGCCCCAGGGCCUCAUGAGGCCCUCUACACUAAUCUUUGUGGCCCCAGUGAGAAAACAGAGUUAAAAAUGUGCAAAACUGCUUUCAUAUAGUGAUCCAGACAAGUGCAUGCUCCUGAGUUUUUUCAACAAAAGAUAUGAAGAGAACAAAGAAAAUUUGACAAUAGAAGUAAAUUAGAAAUUGCAUGCUGUAUCUGAAUCAUAAAAGACAAAUUUUGGAUUACAUGUCCCUUUAAGGAUUGUUAUUUCAAAACCUCACUCUCACUGUACAGAACACGUUUUCUCUUUGCUGCAUUUAUAUAACUGUAAGAAGAUCUGGCUUUUAAACAAACAAAAUUGAAUGGCAAAUACUAAAUGCACAAUCAUGGAGAAACACAUUCCUAAAUAUGAGCCUACUAUACAAUCCGGAAAAUCCAAGUAUGAAAUAAAAGAAUGAUUGCAAUAAGGUAUUUGCUAAACUCUAUUUCUCAAUGUUGUGUUUGGUAGUUCUGUUUUCCUGCUCACCCCCCCCCCCCACCACCUACGGACUAUACAAAAGCAAUUAUGUCUUGCAAUAGUCAAAACUAAGGGUAAGAUAGGUGAUUUGAGCUUAACACCUGAUGAGUUUUUUGUGAGCUGGUAAAACGUAAUGCAAAACUAUGUAAACUGGGUGUAAAAUGUUACUGGAUACACGAUUAUUAGCGCUUUACAACUCCUGAUUGUAAAAAACAAUGUAAAUACGGCCUAAGUAAGCUUUUAAAUUAUCCAUUUAAAAAAAAAAACUACUUGCAAAAAAACCCCUAAUUGUGGUCAAACCUACAACAAAAUGCUAGUAGCCAUUAUCACUUGCUUAAUUUAAAACGCAUACUGGUUAUUAUGACCAUGCUUCAGCCAUGAGGAAACACAAACCCCUACAAUAGCAGUUUGUUCCAUUCAAUAAACUUUAUGAAGCAAAUUUUUUUAGCAAAUCAAUCCUGUUACCUGUUAGUUCUUUAUUACCCUGAUAAUGUUUCGAGAAUAGGGGAGAGCUACCACAUCAGUUGAAUAUGUGAACAAUGAAACAAAUUUUAUUAAUAUCACAUAGAACUCUCCACCAAACAUUUACUCAACCACUCCACACCUCCUAACUGCUCCAAAUGAAAAUGGUUAUCCGACUACACUGAUGUACUUGUAUAAUCAAACAAUCCUGCUUAAAAAUAUUCUAGUUAAAUAUUAGUACUGUAUUCAAAUCAUUCCAUUACUGAGAUUACUUCUGGUAUUAUACUAAAUGUCAUUUGCAUAUUUGUUUAGGUGUACAUUUAACCAGUAUUUCUUAAUGUGACUCAGCAAUAAAUAAUUUAAUCACUUGGAGAAGUGAGUGAAAAAGCAACCAGUAAAAAAAAAAAAAAAAAAAAAAAAAAAAAAAAAAAAGGAUAAAUUAUUUGUUUCAUUAAAUCGCUCUGGGAGAUUUACAUGGAAAAUUUCAUUUUUAUUCAAUUUCAUCUGGAAACUACGCUUUAUUAUGAAAUUAAAUGUUAUAUCAUGUGCAUAUAUCAAGUUUAAAUAUCUGGUAUACAAAUCUAUUACAAGUAAAUAGCAAAAAAUGGUUUACCAGAAAAUCUUCAUUUUUUUCUGCACCCUAUACUUUGAAGUGAUAGUGCUAUUAUCGCACAUAUUACAAGUGCUAAGUUAUGUGUUGAACUUAGUUCUUUUGGAGACUUGAAGUAAAGUGUUAAUGCUUGGAUAUAUGCAAAGCGAAACACAUGUAUAGCAUAUUCAAUUAAAGUAUUUCACUAACAUUUACAUAUUACUUGUAAAAUAAAGGUUUAUUUAUUGAAAUAAAUUGAUUAAAAA
Bombina bombina (fire-bellied toad) is the source of this 13522-nucleotide messenger RNA. It is a transcript of the gene CACNA1G, whose product is annotated as calcium voltage-gated channel subunit alpha1 G. NCBI's taxonomy places the organism in Eukaryota, Metazoa, Chordata, Amphibia, Anura, Bombinatoridae. The transcript is spliced from 37 exons. The coding region runs from base 2858 to 9925 and encodes 2355 amino acids. Gene Ontology annotation, biological process: calcium ion transmembrane transport; neuronal action potential; positive regulation of calcium ion-dependent exocytosis. Gene Ontology annotation, molecular function: voltage-gated sodium channel activity; low voltage-gated calcium channel activity. The record is from RefSeq and is a predicted model, not a curated record. Gene Ontology annotation, cellular component: neuron projection; voltage-gated sodium channel complex; voltage-gated calcium channel complex.